This is a messenger RNA of Physella acuta, 3354 nucleotides long. Its product is annotated as VPS35 endosomal protein-sorting factor-like. Gene Ontology annotation, biological process: endocytic recycling. NCBI's taxonomy places the organism in Eukaryota, Metazoa, Mollusca, Gastropoda, Physidae. Gene Ontology annotation, cellular component: endosome. The record is from RefSeq and is a predicted model, not a curated record.
UUAAAAUUUAUAUACAGAACAUUAGGCUGAACCCGCCCCUUUGAUGAUCAUGUGACUUUCAAAAUGGCUGCUUACGAAUGGUUUCCUAGACCUCGUAACUAUGCUCUAGAAAUCAGUAGCUUGGAAGUAGCUACCACAGUAACCACUUCACACCCAUUGAAAGCCAUUACUGUAACAGAAGUUAAAAAAGUUGGAGAUAAAAAAGAUGUGGGUAAAACUACAACUCAACAAACAUUUGUGGAUCCUCUCAGCAUGAGUGACCCUUUAAGCUCAGGCAUAAGCACACAAUUUGAGGGCACAGACCCACUCUCUAUGAUGAUGAAAGGAGAUUCACUGAAUUCUGGGAAAGCAAGCCGAUCAGACAGUUUGAAGAAUCCAAAACUUGAUGAAAUUGAUGGCAGUGAUAUUCUGUCUGACACAUUUGAGCCAUGGUCACUGAAGAAAAGUGGGAUACUGGCUAAAUAUACCACAUCAGAGAAGCUGUCAAUCACAACAAGCUUUCUCUCACCCUCUGAUCAAGAGAAAGUUGUGAUAAAGACCCAGACUCAGUCCCAACCCACUGGAACUGUCAGUGAUAAAGUCAAAAACAGGCUGGAACAGCUUGAUGACUUUGAAGAGGGCUCUGUGAAAGAAAUGUUAAAUCUGAGCCAACAAGAUUAUGUCAAAAGAAUCGAUGAGUUGAACCAGGCAUUGAUCAAUGCCUGGGAAAGUGAUCAUAGAGUCAAGGCCUUAAAGAUUGCCAUACAGUGUUCUAAACUUCUGGCUGAUGUUUCUGUUAUCCCAUUCUACCCUAGCAAGUUUGUUCUUAUUACAGAUAUACUAGACACAUUUGGUCGUUUAGUAUAUGAUCGUCUACUUGAUAAAGCACAGACUUCUUUGCCAGGGUCAUCACGACCUCACAGACUAGCAGCAAAUUUUACAUCUGAUGAAGUACCUGAAGCUGCUAAAGAGACGUGUAGAAACUGGUUUUUUAAGAUUGCUUCCAUACGAGAACUUAUCCCACGCUUAUAUGUUGAGGCUGCUCUGCUUAAAUCUUAUAAUUUCUUGAAUACAGGAGAGUACACAGACGCCCUGAAGAGACUGUCUCUGAUGGCUCGUGGUAUAGGAGAUCCUCUGGUGGCUGUUUAUGCUAGGUGUUAUUUGUGCAGGGUUGGGAUUUUGGUAGCCCCCAAGUUUAGAGACCACAUCCCUGUGUGUUUUGAGGACUUCAUCACCACAUUCCCUCAGGUACAGGGUGACAUUGUCCAGAACAUCAUGGCCAUGCAGAAGCUGGAGAUGCCGCAGUACCUGACCCUGUUCUCUCCCGCCCUGGACUGGAUCCUCCAGUGCCUGGCCCACUCAGCCUCUGAGAAACUCCUCAACCAAACUUUGGACAAGUGCAAAGAACAGUGUAACAAUGCGCUGAUGAUCAACUCAAUCAUGUCAGCCUUCCAGCCCCAGUACAUAGCAAACAGGGCCCUGAUAUUUACAGAGAUGAUCAGAGAUUGUGAGGGGACAGGCUUGCCCAAGCACCUGUUACAUCGGACCCUGGGGUUAUGCUUGGUUGUUGCUGAAACACCUGAGGACCAAAGGCUGGCUGUGCUCAAUGAAGUGUGGAAGGCUGUUGUUAAGCUGAAAAAUGGAUCAGAUUACAUAAGCUGUGCUGAAGUGUGGAUAGAGUAUGUUGUCAAAUACUGUGGGAAACGUGAGAUCAACACUUUUCUUGGUGACAUCAUCAAACACAUGACACCAGAUCGAGCAUACGAAGAUUUUUAUCCCCAACUGCAGUCAAUUGUGUGCAAAAUUCUGGCUCAUCAACAUGAUUUUUCUCUUUUGUUUUCUCUUGAAAAGUUUCUCCCAUUUGUUGAUAUGUUUCAACGUGAAUCAAUCAAGGUCGAGGUUUGCAAGUGUAUCUUGGAGUCUUUCAACAAACACCAGACAACACCCAUCAAUGAUCCAGUUGUCAUUAAUGCCAUGAUGUUCCUGGGGAAGGUCAUGCAUGAUUCAAUUGAUGCACUCACUCUAGAUGAUGAGAAACGAGCCAUCGGCUACUUACUGUGUGGGUUCAUCAGACUUGUCCAGUUUGGGCGUGACUUUGAACAACAGCUGAGCUUUUAUGUGGAGUCCCGUUCCUACUUCAGCAAUCUUGAUGCAGUUCUGGUUAUUCUCAUUCAUUCUGUCAACAACUUGGCAGUAGAGACAAGAAAAGUUGUCAAGGGAAACCACUCUAGUAAAACAGCUGCUUUUGUCAGAGCCUGUGCAGCAUAUUGUUUCAUCACCAUCCCAUCGCUGCAGUCAGUCUUCUCUCAGCUGCAGCUCUACCUGCUGUGUGGUCAGGUGGCCUUACUCAAUCAGUGUUACUCUCAAGGUGAUGCUUUCUUCAAGGCUGCCAUCUCACUUGUUCCAGAGGUACCCAAGACAUUUGAUGGGGACUCAAAGUCUAGAUCAUCGGAGCCAUUUUUGUUAGAGUUUCUAUACAACUUUGUGGCAACUUUGCUUGUAACCCCUGACAAUCCAGAGAUGGGAGUGAUGUAUUUACUGCGUGGAUUGCUCAAUGUGCUACAAGACUACACUUGGGAGCCUAACAGUGAUGCUCGUAUUUUAGUUUACACACGUGUCUUAGCUGUUCUAUCAGCAGCUUUUCAAGAAGAGUUUCCAUACCACAUAGACAAAGUGGACUCCAAUGAUUCUAUGUAUGGUCAUGAUCCAAAGUUCCUAUCAGAAGUCAAACUAAUGGCCAACACUUUGAUAGCUGAAAUUUUAAGCCACCUAAAGAGUAUCUCAACACCUGAGAAUGCCAAACGUCAGAGCUCUCUUAUCCUUGAGGUAACAUCAGCACUUUUAACAACAUGUGAUCUUAGUCAAACAUCCAUUGCAACAUUGAUUGCCAACUUGUGGGGAUUAGCACUGAAAAAUGGUCAGGCUGAUGUCAAAGUUCUGAAAAAACUACAAGACUAUGCCAAGACAAAGGCAGCCUCAGGAGUAUCUGGAUUUCAAGCCCUACUACCUAAACUAACCAUUAAUACUUGAGUUACCUACCUUUGUUGUGAAAGAUUCAAACUGGGCCUGAUGUUGCUUAUAAUUUUAAAUUGUCUGAAUAAGGUUAUGUGUGUUAUAAUAGAUCAAGUUUCAUUGCUUUAUUAGCUUUGAUUCAUGUAAUCUCAUGUGAUCAUCAGAUUUUUUACGAAACAUUAAAAAUUCAAGUUUUUAAAAAUGUACAACUAGCAGAUUAGUUGCAGGUACUUUCAUCAUAUUGUAUCUCACACAGGACAGUAAAAACGGAUUAUAUUCGGUGUUUACCUGUGAUUUAAUUGACCCUGUUCCAUACUCAGUUAUUGCAAUGUAUUUAUCUCUAAUAAAUGUAUCUAAAUUCAA